This is a messenger RNA of Polistes canadensis, 1591 nucleotides long. RefSeq names its product V-type proton ATPase subunit D (gene Vha36-1). The record is from RefSeq and is a predicted model, not a curated record. Gene Ontology annotation, molecular function: proton-transporting ATPase activity, rotational mechanism. The coding region runs from base 93 to 830 and encodes 245 amino acids. Gene Ontology annotation, cellular component: proton-transporting V-type ATPase complex. The transcript is spliced from 4 exons. Lineage: Eukaryota; Metazoa; Arthropoda; Insecta; Hymenoptera; Vespidae.
AGUCACGAGACAGUUUGAUUCUAACGCCUAGUAACUUCCGUUCUUGCUUGUCAGCUGAUCAAUCUUAUUCCUGUUUGACCGUACUCGAAAAUAUGUCUGGAAAAGAUAAACUUCCAAUUUUCCCCUCUCGGGGUGCACAGAUGUUGAUGAAAUCACGUCUGCAAGGUGCACAAAAGGGACAUGGAUUACUCAAAAAGAAAGCUGACGCUUUGCAAAUGCGUUUCAGAAUGAUUCUAGGCAAAAUUAUAGAGACAAAAACUCUUAUGGGAGAAGUAAUGAAAGAAGCAGCAUUUUCUUUAGCAGAAGCAAAAUUUGCCACAGGUGACUUUAAUCAAGUCGUCUUACAAAAUGUCACCAAAGCACAAAUUAAGAUACGUUCUAAGAAGGACAAUGUCGCUGGUGUUAAUCUUCCAGUAUUUGAAUCGUACCAAGAUGGUAGCGACACUUAUGAGUUAGCUGGGUUGGCUAGAGGUGGACAGCAAUUAGCAAAAUUGAAGAAGAAUUAUCAGAAGGCAGUUAAAUUAUUAGUAGAAUUGGCCUCUCUACAAACAAGUUUUGUAACAUUGGAUGAAGUUAUUAAAAUAACUAAUCGUCGUGUAAAUGCUAUUGAGCAUGUUAUCAUUCCAAGAAUUGAAAGAACUCUUGCAUAUAUUAUAUCCGAAUUAGAUGAACUGGAAAGAGAAGAGUUCUAUCGUUUAAAGAAAAUCCAGGAUAAGAAGAAAAUAGCUAAAAAGAAGACUGAUGAGGCUAGAGCGCUAAUGAUCAUCACUGGUAAAGAAACAGAAGCAGCAAAUAUGCUGGAUGAAGGUGACGAAGAUUUGCUAUUUUAAACAAUGUAUAUAGUACUAUCGUACGUAUUUAAUUACUAAGAAUAAGCCACGAAAAUAAGUAGAAAUUUCUGGUUGAAGUAAAUCUUUAAAAUGUCACGAAGUGCGAUUUCAUAGUUCGUUCAUGGUAAAUACGUUUCUCAAUAAUUUGAGAAAAGAAAUAAAUUAAGAUCAAUUUAUUUAUUGAAUGAAAUCUUUAAAAGAAAGAUCAAUAACAUCGUCAUUACCUUGUUAAUAGACCUGUGCUAAUAUUUAAACAAAACUGUAUUAUACAGUAAACCUGUAUUUAUGAUCGAUAUGAAUGUUAUUAAUAUUUUUUUGAUCAUACUAUUAAAAAAUAACUUGUACAGAAUCAAUUAUUAUUAUUAUUAUUAUUAUUAUUAUAUAUAUAAUUUGAAAAUUUUAGCAAAAUCUAAUAUUGUUAUAUGUAUCUACGCUACGUCAGUGUAUUUUUUUAAAAUAUUCCAACUACUGUUAAUUGUUAAUAAAAUUAAUAAGGUAUAUAUAAAAACAAAAAAUUAACUGAAUGUAACUGUCCAAACAAUUCUAAGGCGAAAAGAACGUCUUAUUUGAUUAUAUUCUCAUCGAAAAGAGAGAGAGAAAGAGAGAGAGUAGGCAAUAUUUUAUCAUUAAAUAAACAAAAAUAUAUAUAUAUAUGUGUAUAUAUACGUCUAUACUAUUUAGCGGCGCUCUAACGUUUAUUACGUUACAAUCUCUUGUAAUUGACUAUCUUUUAAAUUUCAUUAAUUACAAUGAGUAACAAA